CAGCUAAUCAGUCGCCCCAGUCGCAGUUGUGAUUUUUAAAUUGAAAAUGAAACAUGCAAAUGUUAGCAUUGCUCAAGUCGAAGGGAAAAAGAGUGGAGACGAAGAGGUACAAAUUAAACAUGCCACAACGUACCUGGAAACGAUCAUCCACUUCGUCAAAGCUGGCAUUGGAGCCGGAAUUUUUGCUAUGGGCGAAGCAAUGAAAAAUAUCGGCUUCGUGGUAGGACCGAUUCUAACCGUGGUCUUGUCGUUGAUAUUGUUGUACGAACAGCAUGUGCUGCUGCAGUGUGCAAGUGAUGUUCGCAAACACUACGGCCUACAGAAGAGAACCGACUAUGGAGAAACAUUCCAAUUGGCACUGAUGGCCAACGAUAAAUGGAAGAAACAUGCCAGAUUAAUGAAAAUUAUAACGAAUCUGUUUCUGAUAUUAACACAGCUCGGCUUCUGUGCGGUGUAUUUUGUGUUUAUUGGCAAUACAAUGAAAAAUGUACUGAACUAUUUCGGAUAUGAAUUUGAAGUGCGUGCAUUAAUUAGCAUGGCACUGGUUCCGAUUUUGCUUUCAUCGUUAAUAACAAAUUUGAAGUUUUUAGCACCUCUGUCAGGUCUAGCUGGAAUAUUCAUGAUCGUUGGAAUGUCAAUUUCAUACUACUUUAUUACACAAGAUUUACCUCCGCUGACAGAGAGGACAAUGGCAACAAUUACCAUCGAUAAACUGCCGCUAUUUUUCGGAACGAUAAUUUAUGUGUUCGAAGGGAUUGGAAUCAUUUUGCCUUUACAGAAUGAGAUGAAAGAGCCCAGGAAUUUCUCAAGGCCGUUGGGAGUUUUGAAUAUUGGGGUUCUGAUUCUAACAGCUCUUGUCAUAUGUUUCGGCUUUAUGGGCUACUGGAAAUAUGGCGAAGAUGUUGCCUCAAGUCUAACAGUAAACUUUCCAACCGAUGACAUCCUCGCUCAAUCACUAAAUAUCCUCAUAUCUUGCGGUGUCGCACUCGGCUAUGCCAUUCAAUUUUACAUUCCCAUAAAGAUUCUCUAUCCAUCUCUACAACAUCGAAUGAAAGUUGCUGACGCACAUCCAUUUGUGGGUGAAAUGGUCUUUAGAGUCAUCAUUGUGCUUCUUACGUUUGCUGUAGCCAUGCUAAUUCCGAAUGUGGGACUGUUGAUCAGUAUUAUCGGUGCAAUUUGUUCGAACAGUUUGGCGCUCGUGUUUCCCGUGUUCAUUGAAUAUCUCGUUAAAACAAGAGGCGACAGUCGAAUGUCAACAUUUGAUUCCAUCAAAAAUGUAUUGAUACUCGUGCUUGCUGUUUGCGGUUUCCUUAGCGGUGGCUACGAAGGUGUGCUGGGUAUAAUUGAUUUGUACAAAUAAUUUCCGAAUAAAUUAUUUUAAAAUUAAAAUCGAA
Molecule: messenger RNA, 1394 nt
Organism: Bradysia coprophila
Lineage: Eukaryota; Metazoa; Arthropoda; Insecta; Diptera; Sciaridae
Product: proton-coupled amino acid transporter-like protein acs
Biological process (GO): amino acid transmembrane transport
Cellular component (GO): vacuolar membrane
Molecular function (GO): L-amino acid transmembrane transporter activity
Source: RefSeq, a predicted model, not a curated record